Molecule: messenger RNA, 4570 nt
Organism: Mobula hypostoma (lesser devil ray)
Lineage: Eukaryota; Metazoa; Chordata; Chondrichthyes; Myliobatiformes; Myliobatidae
Gene: sanbr
Product: SANT and BTB domain regulator of CSR
Exons: 22
Coding region: 540-2657 (705 amino acids)
Source: RefSeq, a predicted model, not a curated record
CCCUCCUGCGCUUGUUCGUCCGGGCGGUUGAUCUGAUGCAUGUUUGGUGCAGGCAUUGUGGAGUAAUGGCUGGAACUGGGUAGCAAUACAAGGAAGAUACGCCUUUUAAAAAAACCAUUAAAGAAAUAGCACUGCGAAUUUAGAGGAUGUAGUUUUGCGGCGGUAUGUAGUUGGCGUAUUUGCUGCAGUUCGAGCAGAAGGAACAGGGAUAAACCACCGAUUGGCUUCACAGCCGCCGCUGUGAGUUGGUGCUGUUGAGGUGGAGGAGAGGACACGAUGUCGUUUGGCUAUACUAGACAAGUAGUUUUGAGUGAAGUGGGUUGUACCGUUCAAGUUUAAAUUCUGUGUUAUCACUCGUCUGUCGACGUCUGUAAGGAGUCUCAAUGGAACCACGGCAAUUCAGUCUUCUAGUUUAAAUCGUAUUGAGAGUGUCAGCCCCUCUGACAGUGCAGUCCUUCAGUCUACCGGCGGUAGCUCGGGUACUGCUGCCACAAUCAUGUAACAGUGCAUUUUGGUUAAAGAGUUUAGUAGAAAACAGGAUGAGUCAUGCGAGUUCAGUAAAUACCCCAUUUCUUUAUGAGAAGCAAGGAUUGGUGCUGGACAUGAUUCUCCGCUCUAUGUUAGGAGUAGCCCAGCCUAUCACCUGGGAAGGAGUAGCUAAACUCAUACCAGGAGUCACAGCCAAACAGUGUGCCAAGAGAUUUGAAGAGCUGAGAGGCAAUGGAAUCAUGCCCCAUAUUUGUGAUGAAAACAAAUGUGAAGGGAAGCCAUCUAAAUCAUUGACCACAUAUAUUAAAUCAUCGCUUUUGGACAAUGAAGAUGAUGAAAAAACUCGGUUAUCUGCAGUGCAGAACAGCACUUCCAUAUCAGGAAGAAAUUGCACUCUAAAGGAAAAUGGUUCAACGGAUAAAGGUGAAGACAAAUUAGAUGAAAGCCAAGGGCCUAGCGUGGUAAUUCACGUUUGUGAUGAAGCCAAAAACUUGAAGCGUGAUUUUGUUUGCCCUCGGAAUUUGCUCGUCAGUGAGAUGAAAUAUUUUGCUGAGUAUCUCUCUGUAGAUGCACAGCGUUGGCAAGAAGUAGAUAUUUCGGUGCAUUGUGAUGUCCAUAUCUUUGCCUGGUUGAUGAGCUAUGUGAAGAAGAAACUAAAGCAUCAAGGACAGGCUGAGCAACCAGAGCUCGAGCCUAGUAAUGUCGUCUCAAUUCUCAUUUCAUCUGAAUUUUUGAAAAUGGAUUCCCUGGUUGAAGAGUGCAUACAGUACUGUCAUAAAAAUAUGAGUGCCAUCGUAGCUACUCCUUGUAAUAUGAACUGCAUCAAUGGCACCCUAGCCACACGUAUUAUUGACCUCUUCACACAUAAUGAAGCUGAUGAAGUAAAGGACAGAAAAGAUAAAUUUAAAAGCAAAAUAUUUUGUAAGAAGAUUGAGAGGCUAUUUGAUCCAGAGUACAAGGACCCAGAUUCUCCAGGGAGUGCCCAUACCCUGUACAGAUGUAGUUUGUGUAAGAAACUUCUUACCAAAGAAACUGAGAAAAUGCUUCCUUGUUUGCCUGUGAAAAUAAAUAUUGAUCUGCAUGGAAAUAUAAUAUACUUGCACAAUAGGGACAAAAACUGGGAAGUGCACGAGUAUCUUAAUAGCCUCUAUGAAGACUUGAAGUCUUGGCAAGACGUGUAUUGGCGUUUAUGGGGAACUAUAAAUUGGUUACCGUGUGCAAGAUGUAAAAAAGUCUUUCCAUGCACUGAACUCUCUCACUGCCGCUACCAUCCAGAACAAGUGAUGUAUCUUCCCCCAGGCAAUCAGUUGUCUACUUCUGGCUUUGGGUUCUAUCCAUGUUGUAAGCAGAAGGUGCUACGGUUUGAUCCUCUUCAAGCAAAUACAGGUUGUAAACUUCAGGAUCAUGUAGUCAAAUUAACUAAUCAUCUUCAGACUGGUAAACUUACUUCAUUAUCAAUUGGACAAGUUUAUUGUGAUGUACUACAGCACAAGGAUGUUGUCUGUGUGCCAUUCUGUAAAACAGAAGAAAGUAAUGGAAUUACAAAUCUUUCUGAAGAGAAGGAUCUAGAUUCUGAAAUCUUAGUAGAACCCAAUUCAUGGAGGGGACAGAAAACUGGGGAUGUCACAUCUUUUUCACUUUUGAAAAACUGGAGUUUGCAGCUGAAGCAACAAGCAUUGUAUUCUGAAGAUGAAGAGUACACCACAGGUUCAGAAGUAACUGAGGAUGAAGUAGGAGAUGAAGAAGAAUUGACAAAAAAACAAGGUACAAGAAAGUUUAAGAAAAUUACUAAUCGAGCAAAGAAGCCAGCAGCAUCUCCUACUACACAGAAAAAAGAUAAGGCAUCUGCUCGAGAUGGAUCUCCUUUCAUGGUUGGUUUUCAGAAAAGCAAGUGGGAUUCUCAGCGUUCAAUGAGACAUAAUCAGGAUGCCCAAAGAGAGGAAGAUCAACGAAGGAUAGUUGAAAUAAUUGGACAUCUGACAAAGGUUAGGUAUGGAGAAAAAAUUGAUCGCACCAAGGCAAAAGAAGGAAAAGAGUUUGCUGGUGGCAUUUAUUCCCGACUGGAAUCUCAGUUUAAAGUCUGUCAACGAGCAACUCCACGUCAGAAUAUUUCAUCACAAAACAUGAUAAGGUCGAAGGCCCGCUUAUCUCAACUGCGUCCAACAUAAUGGAUCCCAGAAUCAACAGGAAUUAACUCUUGAUAAAUGCCAACCUCCACAGCAAUUUAAAUAUGCAUGUUUAUUAAUAUUAAAGAUCUAAUUAAGUACAGUGCACAAAUAGUUUUCAUAACUUUUCUGUAGAUUAUCCAGAUUGUAACAUGGAUAUUUAAACAAUUUAUGCCACUUAAAUAAUUAACUCUUCUGCACUUGACAAUAUUCAAAUAGCCGAACUGCACUUAUUGUAUAUGGGGAGGUGUUUUCCACUAAACUUUUUAGUGUAGUUUUUCUAAAAUAACAGCAAGUUCAUAAUUGUGAACUAUAGUUAAUUCUUCAAGUAUGCAGAUUUGAUUACUUGGCAUAAAAUGGUUCAACUUAAACUUUAAAUUGCUGGGCAAUUCGGGGAAAAAAUAUUAAAAUCUGGUUUGCUGCCAUCUUGCAGCACUUGAAGGAAAGAAUGGGCUGUAUAUUUAUAGAUGAAAAUUUCCUACCUCUUAGCUUCAUAUUUGUUUUGAAUUUGAUUGCCAGGUGGAAAUUCCUUGAAUUACAUUUUUUACUAAUUUAUGAAAAGUGAGAAUCUUAAAAGCCAUUUCUAGCAUUCUGCACUAAUUACAUUAGUUAAUACAAUAUAAAAAGUUGUACCAAAAAUAAGCUUGCUAACUAAAACAAUCAUUUUUUAUCCUUAAUUUUCACAUUUACAAUGUAACACAAGCAAUUCUAUACUCUUCAUUUGAACAACUAUAAACAUGGAAUUUUGCUGAUGGCCCAAAAAGCUUAUGGAUAAUUACAUAAAUUGAACAGUGACAGUAAUCUGAAUGUUUGAUGGUUCAUCUCACACAUUAUUUAUCUACAAACAACUAUUGUAAAAGUCUUGUGCAUUUAUAGUUCCUGCUUGAAAUGCAUUGCAGUAUGUGCAUUUUCAGGUAUAUUUUCAGGAAAUCAACAAACAAUAAUAAUAAUUGACUGAAUAGCCAGUAGAGUAAAAGCAAUUGGAAUAGUAAUUAUAUUCACCCUAUGCAUCUAAAAUUAAGUUGUUGCCUGUUCAGAAACUCAUUUAGAUACCACUUUUGAUACUUUGUACAUUAUUUUAGAAAUAUCUAAGUGAACUUUGUGAAAGAUAUUUAUCAAACAGUGGCAUACAAGACCAUUAUUAUAGAAUUGAUUAUAAACACAACAUGAAUAGCUCCAAAGUUUGCAAUGACAUUAAAGCUUAUUUUGAAUGACAUUUGUCAUGUAAUCAAUUCUUAAAACCAAAUCCUGCAGACCUGUAAUCAAAUUACCCAAUGGUGGAAAAUACAGAAGUAGUUUGCUUCUGAAACUAGUUAAUGUGACUUAUCCAUCACCAUACAGUACUUACUAUUCUAGCAGGUUAUUGUCUUUCAUCUCUGAAAAUACCUGUGUAACUUUUGGUAUUAAACUCGUUUCUGUUCUUUGAUUCCAGAAGAUGGUAAAACACAUUAUAUCAUGACAUACCUCCCAUUUCAAGCAAGAAGCUGAUGCAUAAAACUCUAAACAAAUCCCAAGUAUACUGCUCUUAAUAUCUCUCUGAAUUUCCAGUAGGGUACAAGUCAUAAUCAAAAUCAUGCAUUAUAUACACAGAGUGAAUUGAGAAGCAGGAGAGGGGCUCUGCUGCUGGACUCGAUGGUGUACAGGCAUGUAUUACACACAAUGUUUGGGAAUUGCAGAGACUCAUGUAAGCCUGUACUUACAUGAGUGGCUAUAUAGUGGCAGAUUCCUAUGGAACUGCCAGCCACAGUCAACAUGACCUAGUCCAGUACAUCUCCUAACUUUGUGUACUUUAGAAUACUAAACUGGUAAAUUACCUUCACCAUCAUUUAAAUACAAUACAGUAUGUUUAAUGUCUCUCUCCUGGACUUUCCUCCCUGAAACAGAAUGGCCAGACACCAAACUUGUACUGUAGACAA